ACACACUAACACCAAUACAUUCGAACUAGCAGCUGAUUUUGACGUCUCUCUUGUUUAUACACGUACAGCGAGCGCGCGUUCGGCCACCUUCGUUGAAGCCAACCUAGCCGGGUACGAUUUCACCAACGUAGUCCUACUGGCGGACGAUGUGAACGCGAUUGCAACGGAACUGGUGACGGCAACCGACCGGCAAUGUGUGGAAUGUUGCGAGAAGAUGCUAUUUCUGGGACACCUGUUAGCACGGGCUCUUGAAGCGAGCCGGGAAGUGGUGAAAAAUUUCGAAGAAUUGGAAGAACUUUUGCGGAUUAAUUGGAGUAACAGUGGUGGGUGCGAUGCCGAACGGAAGUGGCAGUUUGUGCGGGAAACUACGGGUAGUGGAGUGGUUAACCGUGUGGCGAGGAGGAUCCUGCUGGCGAAAGGUGGCGAGCGGUGUUUGGCUAUUGUUAAGGGGUUCUACAGGAAAUUUUACAGCAAGGAAGAUUUUAGAAAAGUGAUUGAUGAAACGAAGAAGGAAAUUGUCUGGAAACGGGCCGCUACGGAUAUUUUAAAAUUAAAGGCAGACGUUGAUCCGGUCGUUAGAAAUUGUCUGGAAUCUCUCGAAAAGGUUGAGGAUUUCCGGAGUGAUGAUCCUAAAGAGGCUAUCAAACAGGCUUUCCAGUUCGAUUUACCUACGCUGGCUGUUUGGGCUAAUUCUGGGUCUGUCAGCAAUAUAAGUUUGUGCAAAGCGUUAGCCGGAAUUACAAUUCACCUUCAAACUGGAGAUAGAGAAUAUCUUCAGCAGCAACUGUUAGCCAUUAGAAAGAUUACCACAGACCUGUACUCUAUGGAAAGAUACCAAAAUUUGAUGGAGUUCCAACCAUUCUAUGAAGUUAACGUUGAACUUUUAAAAACGCACCAUCAGAAUCUACGACAAAAAGAACUACUUUAUGAUUCUAACACUAUUCUGCUAUGCCACUUAAUUUACGGCAAAUCUCAGAUGGCACAAUUCCUGGAGGACUUCCUGAACGAAACAUACCUCGGGGGAGCAAACAAUCUCGAACUGAUUCUGGCCGAACUGCAAAACUUCAAAUGA
This is a messenger RNA of Topomyia yanbarensis, 1072 nucleotides long. RefSeq lists its product as uncharacterized. Lineage: Eukaryota; Metazoa; Arthropoda; Insecta; Diptera; Culicidae. The record is from RefSeq and is a predicted model, not a curated record. The transcript has 2 exons. The coding region runs from base 215 to 1072 and encodes 285 amino acids.